Molecule: messenger RNA, 2110 nt
Organism: Guyanagaster necrorhizus
Lineage: Eukaryota; Fungi; Basidiomycota; Agaricomycetes; Agaricales; Physalacriaceae
Product: guanosine-diphosphatase
Exons: 2
Coding region: 120-1826 (568 amino acids)
Biological process (GO): nucleoside diphosphate catabolic process; protein N-linked glycosylation
Cellular component (GO): membrane; Golgi apparatus
Molecular function (GO): ribonucleoside triphosphate phosphatase activity; UDP phosphatase activity; GDP phosphatase activity
Source: RefSeq, a predicted model, not a curated record
AAGCUCUUUCUACUUCCCAGCGACCUCGCGCUGUCGCAUAUACCCCAGCUCCUUCUUUUUUAUACAGUCUGACGGCACAGCGCAAAUACCCAUCCUCUCUUCGCCUGCGAAAGGGUGUCAUGUUAUCCCCUCGCUCAGUCAGCUAUGAUCGAAUUGAGGGGGGAAUGGGUCCCAGUAGAGGGUAUCCAGCGAAACAGAGAUUCGCGUGGAAGAAAUUUGCUGUCGGUGCUGCAGUCCUUAUAGGCCUUGUCUGGAUUUUCGGUCCCAGAGAGAGAAGACAUAUACCUUCGUGGGUAUCAGACUCGACGAAAGAGCUUGAAGAGAGCCAUACAACGACUCUGUGGUCUCCCUCAAAGCCUUCGACCACCAACCCUCCCGCUCUUCCUGCAGAGCCGAACAAUCCAAGCAAACAGCCACCCAUUUCUCCACCGGUAAACGAUGACAAGCCCAUUUCCUUUGAUACAGAUCCCAAUCCUGCCAGUACUACCUACUGUACAUCGCCUUACUCAUCUACUGUUCCCCUCGUUCAAUAUGCUCUUAUGCUCGACGCUGGUUCCACGGGCUCUCGCAUCCAUAUCUACAAAUUCAAUCAUUGUUCCGCCUCUGGCCCAACAUACGAGUACGAAGUCUUCAAAAUGACACAGCCUGGGUUAUCAUCUUAUCCGGAUGACCCAGAAGGCGCUGCCAAGAGUCUGGACGUGCUUAUGGCUGAGGCGGUGAGGACAGUGCCAGAGUCAUUGCAAAAAUGCGCGCCUGUUGCAGUCAAGGCUACCGCAGGCCUGAGAUUGCUGGGUCCCGAAAAGAGUGCCGCCAUUCUGGACAAAGUCAAAGAGCAUCUUAGCGCGUCGUACCCCUUUCCACUUCUAGAGCAAGGUGGCGUUGAGGUAAUGGACGGCAGUGAAGAGGGUGUCUACGCCUGGAUAACCGCUAAUUACCUUCUUGGAACGCUCUCAUCAGCAUCGUCCACUGCGUCUUUGAUCACGCCAUAUGCGGUAUUGGACCUUGGGGGAGCAUCCACCCAAAUUGUCUUUGAACCACGGUGGGAACAAAGUGAAGGUCGCCUCGAAGACGGUGAACACAAAUACGACCUCACUUUCAGCGGGAAAGACCAUGUUUUGUACCAGCACUCCUACUUGGGUUACGGCUUAAUGCGCGCUAGGCGACACGUUCACCAGCUUGUUGAAUUCAUGUCAUCGAUUCGUCCUGGUGCUGCCUCAUCAUCAUCCUCGUCGUCUUCGGACGGCGAAACUGCCCAAAUAGUGAAUCCUUGUCUGGCACGCGGUACUACCAAAUACGUGGAAAUUGACGGUCGUGGCCUGACCAUGUACGGUGAAGACGUUGGCUCUUAUGACGCAUGCAACCGCAUUGUCGAGCUUGUGCUUGCAAAGGAUGCAGUAUGCGAACUCAAACCAUGUUCCUUCAACGGCGUCUACCAGCCGUCACUUCUAGACUCAUUUCCCAGCCCAGGCGGACGAGUCCUUCUUCUCUCGUACUUCUAUGAUCGCGUAUCCCCCCUACUUGCUCCCGGCAUGGAAUCCUUGACUGUUGGAGGUAUCGCUGACCUCGCAAAGACUGUGUGCCAAGGCAGACAGGCCUGGCUUUUGCACCCUCAUUGGGGCACAGAUCCAGAGUUAAUGAAGGAGCUGGAGGACCGUCCAGAGUGGUGUCUAGAUCUUACGUUCAUGAAUGGCUUACUCAGGCUUGGGUAUGAGUUCGGUAAUGACAGAGACGUGACCAUUGGUAAGAAGAUCGCUGGGACGGAGUUGGGCUGGUGUUUGGGUGCCACACUUGCCAUGAUCGGUGGUGAGCUAACGUGCCGGAUUUGAUUUAUUUCUUCUUGUCAAAAAAUACCAGGCAUUUUUGGAUAUAGAUAUUCCUACUAAUUGGGAAAACACCGUAUACAGGAUAGACAAACUGAAGAAGUUGACGAGACCUUACGCUUCCGGCUUCGAAGGUUCAACGUGUCCUUCCUGAAUGUUAUUUAGCUUGUCCUCCUCGGCAUCCAACUUCCUGACGGCAAACCAGAAGAAUAUGCCCGCUAUGCCCGCGAUUGUAGCCAUGACGCCGUAGUUCCAAACCAAUAAUGGGUCGGCGGACAGGGAUACAAAUG